AUGUUUCGACUCACUGACAAGACGCAGCCGGCCCUAACGCCACUGCUUUUCAUAAUCCAGAGGUAUCUUGGACACAAGCCUCCUAACUUUCCAACGUCCGAUGCUUGGACCCUCUCUCCUCUGGUCAAUUCGGGAUGGGGAGUGACUCUAGUGGCUUCUGUUGCCGCACUGUCCUUAUCGAAUGGUGACCUCUUCAGGUCAUUGUUAUCCAGCAUUCUCGUAGCUGCUCUUCUCGUUGUCUACAGCGCCCUUACAGCUAGACCUAAAGAUGGCCUUUACCAUCUUCCUCUCGUUGAUAUUGAAGCAUCUAUAAUUGGAGUUUCGACACGGGUGGUGGCUCUUCUCGUGGCUGGUCUGGGGAUCCAAUCCGUUACAUUGGGUCUCCUUACAAGUUCUAUUUCCUACGUCCUUUUCUUGGGACUUUCCAAAGCUUCAUCAUGGUUCUUUAUGAUUCAGCUUGCCCACAACACCUCAUGGCUCAUGGCCCCCGCCAUAGGGACUUUUGCCAUCGCAGCCACGAGCAACCCUUUCCGAGAAUCAUCAGAGAUGCGAGCUCUAUUCCAUGUUAUGGUGUCAUUGCUUGCGCUUUGCCAAAUAAUUCACUUGGUUCCUGGGCAACCCAAAGGCAAAUCAAUUCUCUGGGGCUUUUUCCUCAUCUCUCUUCUUCCCUAUCUUUCCAAUGUUUGGGCGAUUCGAAAUGCACAGCCCUCUUCACCCAACAGCUCUGGAACAUCUCCAGUGCACCCAGUUGAAGCUUUGGUUCGUCACGCGACGAAUAGCUUUGAAGAUCUCCUCCGAAACCAAUCGAAAAGCUACGAAGCUGCCAGCGAUGAAUAUCGACAACGAUACCGCCAAGAGCCUCCACCAGGCUUCGAUGCCUGGUUCAAGUUUGCAGAGUCAAAUCAAUCGCCUAUUAUUGAUGAAUACGAUAUAAUUUACGAUAUCGUUUCUCCGUUUUGGAAACUGAGCGGUCAGGAGGUUCUCAAUGUGAUGGCAAAGGUGAAGGGAACACCACGGAGCGAAGUUUGGCUCUGCGAUUUCUCAGGAAAGGAAGCCAAGACCAAGUGCCAACACCCUUACCGGACUUUCGAUAGACACUACAGUCUUCUGUUCGACACCCUCUUGGGGGAGCUUCCCGGAGAGCUUCCAGACGUCAAGUUUCUAAUCAACCACUUUGACGAACCGAGGGUUCUAAUUCCCCCCAACCCAACAGCAAAGUUAAGCUUGACCGACAUGGCAAAGAAAGCGACCUGGGAAAGGCUCAGCAUUUCUUGUGUCCAUUCACAGAGAAAAACUGGCAGCUCUUACCCCGAGCCUUUGGUAGAAACAUUCAACAUGCCGUUUGUCAAAAACCACUUCUCGGCGAAGGACCUAUGCCUACACCCCGAAUACAAAAACAUGCACGGCUUUCUCAUGAGCCCUAAAACCUUUCACCUCGUUGAGGGAUUGGUGCCGAUAUUGUCGACAGGUGCACCUUCAACAAUGGGCGACAUUCUCUUCCCAAGCCCAGCAUACAUCGAAAAAGAGUUUCAAUACGACAUCUUGACCGAUGUAAAAUGGGAGAGUAAAUGGAACAACUUGUACUGGGCUGGCUCAACAACAGGCGGAUUUGUCUUCGAUGACCAAUGGCGACACCACCAGCGACAGAGAUUUGUGGCCUUGGCCCAGAACCUGGAGCAGAAGCCGCAUUCUUAUCUAAGACAAAAGAACGGCAUGCUUGGACGUGUGUACUCGACUUUCCUCAACAGUCGGUUAUUUAACGUUGCCUUCACUAGGAUUUUCCAAUGUGAAAGACAGUACUGCAGAGAUCAGAGCACCUACUUCAGCACCAAGUCUUGGGCAGACAAGGAUGAGGCGCUCAGAUCACGGCUCGUAUUCGACACGGACGGAAACGGAAUAAGCGGGCGUUACUACAAGCUUCUGGCAUCAAACUCAGUACCGUUAAAGCAGACAAUCUUCCGAGAAUGGCACGACGAGCGAUUGAUGCCUUGGGUUCACUACGUGCCCGUCAGUCAAAGCCUCGAAGAGCUUCCCGAGCUUGUCUCCUAUCUCACUUCAACGGAAGCAGGACAAAGAAUAGCCAAGACUAUUUCUGAGCAGGGUAGAGACUGGUUCUCAAGAUCUCUGAGGCAGGUCGACAUGACUGUUUAUACCUACAGGUUAAUAUUGGAACUAGCCAGGCUGCAGGAUCCGAAAAGACUAGCGAGUUGA
Molecule: messenger RNA, 2211 nt
Organism: Fusarium keratoplasticum
Lineage: Eukaryota; Fungi; Ascomycota; Sordariomycetes; Hypocreales; Nectriaceae
Product: CAP10 domain-containing protein
Exons: 2
Coding region: 1-2211 (736 amino acids)
Source: RefSeq, a predicted model, not a curated record